AUGGGCGAACAUAAUCUCCUUAAUCCGGGGUUUGUGGGACCUUUGGUAAACAUCCACACCGGAGACACCUUUUAUUUCCCCAAUUUUCGAGCCUCGGGGGGACAACUGGCGGGGCUACCGUCUCUCUCCUAUCCGAGGAGGGACAACGUUUGCUCCCUCCCGUGGAAUCCUUCGGAGCCGUGCAAUGGAUACUCCCAAUCCUACUUCAGCAGCCCCGUUUCCAUUAACCCCUCGUUCAACCGCUCGUGUGAGAUCAGCAGAGCCGAGGAGGCCAAGUGUUACUACAGUAACGGCGCCCGGGAGGCGUGCGGCGGCGGCGGCGGCGGCGGCGGAGGAGGAGGCUCGGGCUCGGGCUCAGGUGGCCUCAAGCGGGAGGACAGGGCGAGGGACACAUCCUCCGCAUCCUUAACAUCCGAGCACGGGAUGCACGCCGUGAUCGGCGCCGCGGCAGGCUCCGGCGCCUCAGCUGCAGCCGCCUUCGCCAAAUACGAGUACGGCAACGAGCAGCUGACGCAGGACCCUCCGUCCUGUCAGUCCUUGGAGUCCGACUCCAGCUCGUCCCUGCUCAACGAGAGCAGCAAGCCCCCAUCCGGCGACGCGCAGAGCCUGGUGUCCCCGGGAAGCCACGCGAGCAACAUAGCCGCAGGCGGAGGUGCCCCGUGGUAUCCGAUGCACACACGGACCAGGAAGAAGCGCAAACCUUACUCCAAACUUCAGCUGGCCGAACUGGAGGGUGAAUUCAUGCUGAACGAGUUCAUCACCAGACAGCGGCGGAGGGAGCUCUCCGACCGGCUCAACCUCAGCGACCAGCAGGUGAAGAUCUGGUUCCAGAACCGCAGGAUGAAGAAGAAGAGACUCAUGCUGAGGGAACAAGCGCUGGCCUACUUUUAG
Molecule: messenger RNA, 891 nt
Organism: Phycodurus eques (leafy seadragon)
Lineage: Eukaryota; Metazoa; Chordata; Actinopteri; Syngnathiformes; Syngnathidae
Gene: hoxc12a
Product: homeobox C12a
Exons: 2
Coding region: 1-891 (296 amino acids)
Biological process (GO): regulation of DNA-templated transcription
Molecular function (GO): sequence-specific double-stranded DNA binding; DNA-binding transcription factor activity, RNA polymerase II-specific
Source: RefSeq, a predicted model, not a curated record